AAGUUAUCUCCCUUGUUACCUCCUCCAUAAGCUCCUUACCAGCGCGUGGUGCCUUCGUUACCUUGAUAGUGCUCUACUACGCUGCGAGGAACUUGACAUGGCCACCGUGCCUUGCAGUGGCUGCACGGUUGACUGAAAUCAAAAACACAACAUAGAAAUACGUCAGUGAGCACCAAGCUUCUAUGGUGCUAUGUGCCUGAAGAUGCAGAUAGGGACAGUGUGUGUGAGAAGACUGGUCAAGAUUGCCAUACAUCAGACUGCUCCAUUUCAUGACACAAGCUGUUUAUACAGAUCUCCUCAGCAGACUUGCAAUCCUUUUGAACCUCAGGCAUCCGAACUGAUAGAUGUCCGCACUGAGAAGGAGUUUUCCGUGGACCACAUACCAGGCGCCAGGAACCUGCCGGUGCUAACACAGGACCAGCAUGUUGAAGUGGGUACUCAGUAUUCAAACAAUGCCUUCCAGGCCAGGAAACUUGGGGCCAGAUAUGUCACCAGCUGCAUCAGUAAACAUAUUGAGAACUACUUCCUGGCAAAAGAUGAAAACUAUUCACCUUUAGUGUACUGCUGGCGUGGAGGUCAAAGGUCUAACAGUCUGGCAGUGGUUCUGGCCGAGAUUGGAUUUUGUGUGUAUGUGUUGAAAGGGGGCUACAAGUCAUAUCGGCAAAUUGUCACAACUGAUCUUGAUAUCCUUCCUAGGGAGAUGAACUUCAGGGUCAUAUCAGGUUUAACAGGAAGUGGCAAGACUUUUCUUCUUCACCAGUUAUCAGAACGAGGCCAACAAGUCCUUGACCUUGAAGGUUUAGCUUGCCACAAGGGGUCCACCCUUGGUCUGUGGCACAACCACACACAGCCCUCCCAGAAGAUGUGGGAGUCUCUGUUACGGGACAAGAUGGCUCAGCUGGACAGUAGCAGACCGGUGUGGGUGGAGUCAGAGAGUAGGCGGAUUGGAAGAGUUACCAUCCCAAGAACACUCUUCAACAAAAUGUGUGAAGGACAGAGAUACGAAGUGAAUUUACCCAUGUCAGAACGUGUUUGUCACAUCAUGGAGGAUUAUCCUCACUGGAUAUCUGACGUGGAAAACCUGAAAACUACACUUGCUCCUUUAGCAAGAUUUGUUGGGAAGAAAAAGGUGUAUGACUGGUAUGAUUUAUUAGCACAUGAACGGUUCAAAGAAUUUGUGGAGAGUAUCCUACAAGAUCACUAUGAUCCCACCUAUUCCAAGUCUCAAGCUAAAGCUCUGACAAGGUCCACAUGUGGUGUAAAACAAUUUCAAUUAGAAAAUUUACAAGAAUCGGCUGUAAACCAAUUUCUAAAUUAUAUAACAGAGUCUUGACCAAACUGAAGUGAAAGAAAAGCUGUGCUAGUUUUACACCUCUAACAGUACAGAAUGCUAACAUGAACUAUUUGACCUUGCUUUUAUAAGUAAAUAAACAAGAGUAUGAGACCAUG
Messenger RNA from Haliotis rubra (blacklip abalone), 1449 nucleotides. RefSeq names its product tRNA 2-selenouridine synthase-like. Bases 191 to 1333 code for a protein of 380 amino acids. Gene Ontology annotation, molecular function: tRNA 2-selenouridine synthase activity. Gene Ontology annotation, biological process: tRNA wobble uridine modification. The record is from RefSeq and is a predicted model, not a curated record. Lineage: Eukaryota; Metazoa; Mollusca; Gastropoda; Lepetellida; Haliotidae. The transcript has 3 exons.